AUGCGGCGGCACGCCUGUGCAGUGUACUUUCGCUUGGAGACGUCCCGCGGCAUAGAAGUGACACUUGCUGAAGCCAAAACUAAAGUUGCCCCGUUGAAAACACUAUCUAUUCCUCGUCUCGAACUGAAAGCGGCAGUUUUGGGCGUACGCUUGAUGAACACGGUCCUGAAACGUCAUACCUUCGUGGUUUGUCAACGCUACUGUUGGAGUGAUGCAACCACUGUCCUCGCGUGGGUGCGCUCCACCGAUCAUCGGCGUUAUCAUAAAUAUGUACCCGUUAGGGUCGGCGAGAUCUUGUCAUCCACGCAACAAUCCGAGUGGCGCUGGGUCCCAACCAAGCUCAAUGUUGCGGAUCUCGCUACAAAGUGGGACAACGGUCCGCAAAUUACCAUGGACAGUCCCUGGUUUCAGGGCCCGACCUUUCUCUACGAGCUCGAAGAGGGCUGGCCCAAGCAGCGAACGAUUGCCUCAACCGAGCAAGAGCUUCGUCCGUCCCAUUUUCAUGCCGCACACUUCUCUUCGGACAUGGCAUUCAACCGAUUUAAUCGAUGGACCAAGAUGCAGCGUGUAGCUGCAUAUGUUCUUCGCGGGUUGAACAACUUCCCCAAGCGCCGAUCGAGGGAAAACCUGCAACUCGGAAACCUAACAAGCGACGAACUUCGACGAGCAGAAGAAAUCCUCCUGAAAACGGCACAAAGCGAUUUCUACGCGGAGGAAAUUGCAGUUUUGGCUAAGACUCAAGGUCCACCCGAGCAGCGUCAUGCAAUCGUGGACAAAUCCAGCUCUAUCUACAAGCGGUGGCCAUACCUGGACGAGAGCGGAGUUCUGCGAAGUCGGGGACGAAUUGGUGCGGCACCAUACGUACCGGCCGAAGCUAAGUUCCCAAUCAUCCUCCCCAAACAACACCUAAUCACCUUCCUUAUUGUAGACUGGUACCACCGCCGUUUCCGUCAUGCCAACCGAGAAACCAUUUUCAACGAAAUCCGCCAACGGUUCGAGAUUUCAAACCUGAGACGACUACUGGAGAAAGUUCAGAAAGCGUGCGCUUUCUGUCGCGUAGCGAAGGCGAUGCCAACGCCACCACCAAUGGCUCCGCACCCUGAGAUGCGCUUGACGGCUUUCGUUCAGCCCUUCACGUUUACCGGACUAGACUAUUUCGGGCCGAUACUGGCGAAGGUGGGUAGGGGCAACGUGAAGCGCUGGGUGGCACUAUUCACGUGCCUCACGACUAGAGCAAUCCACAUGGAGGUGGUACACUCGUUAAGCACGGAGUCCUGUAUCAUGGCAGUGCAACGUUUUGUGGCACGCAGAGGCAUCCCAAGGGAAUUCUGGACCGAUAAUGCUACCUGCUUCCAAGGCACCAGCAACGAGAUGAGGGCGCUAAAAGAAGCUAGAGACAAGGCUUUAUCCACAAAGUUCACGACCUCCCAAACUACCUGGAAGUUUAUACCCCCAGCGGCACCACACUUGGGCGGUGCGUGGGAGAGAUUAGUUCGGUCGGUCAAGGUAGCGAUUGGAGCGGUUAUGGAUGGCCCACGGAAACCCGAUGACGAGACACUGGAGACGAUUCUCCUGGAAGCGGAGGCCAUGAUCAACUCCAGGCCUCUCACCUUCAUUCCGCUGGAAUCUGCGGAUCAGGAGGCAUUUACCCCAAACCAUUUUUUGUUGGGCAACUCUUCUGGCACGAAGUUCCUACCCACCGUAAAGCUGGACAGUCGUUCAACACUCCGAAGCAGUUGGAAGUUGGCCAGGUACAUCACCGAUGAGUUCUGGCGCAGGUGGCUAAAGGAGUACCUCCCCGUAAUCACACGAAGAUGCAAAUGGUUCAAGGACGUGAAAGAUCUGGAGGUAGGUGACCUAGUUUUGGUGGCUGACGGAGCGGCACGGAACCAGUGGGCUAGGGGGAGGAUCGAGAGGGUGAUUCCAGGACGAGACGGCAGAGUACGACAAGCAUUGGUUCGGACAUCGUCAGGAACCCUACGUAGACCAGCGGUGAAGUUAGCUGUUUUGGACGUCGAGGUGAACAGUAAACCUGGCAUCGGUGACCCCGGAUCUUGA
Molecule: messenger RNA, 2058 nt
Organism: Wyeomyia smithii (pitcher-plant mosquito)
Lineage: Eukaryota; Metazoa; Arthropoda; Insecta; Diptera; Culicidae
Exons: 1
Coding region: 1-2058 (685 amino acids)
Biological process (GO): DNA integration
Molecular function (GO): nucleic acid binding
Source: RefSeq, a predicted model, not a curated record